Messenger RNA from Sebastes umbrosus (honeycomb rockfish), 8627 nucleotides. RefSeq names its product solute carrier family 12 member 2 (gene slc12a2). The transcript is spliced from 27 exons. The record is from RefSeq and is a predicted model, not a curated record. Gene Ontology annotation, cellular component: membrane. Bases 1 to 3537 code for a protein of 1178 amino acids. Lineage: Eukaryota; Metazoa; Chordata; Actinopteri; Perciformes; Sebastidae. Gene Ontology annotation, molecular function: sodium:potassium:chloride symporter activity; ammonium channel activity. Gene Ontology annotation, biological process: chloride transmembrane transport; potassium ion homeostasis; sodium ion homeostasis.
AUGUCAGCGCCAUCAUCCACACCACCUCCCUCCACCGCCCCGGCAGAUAGCGCCGCGAUGGAUACUGAUUUUCUAGCCCCCGAUGCUGGGCCGAGGCCGCCCGGUCCCACGCCCAGCCAGAGCCGCUUCCAGGUGGACCUUGUUGCCGAGGCAGCAGGCGCAACCGCCGGUGACGAUAAGUCUCCGAGCUCCGACGCCUCCACCACUGUCCCAUCCAGCAGCAGCGACAAGGCCACUCCCGUCGCGGCGCCUCCUCCAGAGGGUCCAGCUCCAGCGGCUCCAGCGGAUCCAGGUGUCUGCGGAGAGGAAGCCAAAGGCCGGUUUCGGGUGGUGAACUUCGCGGAGAGUCCAAGCGGAGCGGAGAGCCCCGUGUCUCCGGACGCAUUGCCGGCUGAGGGGCUCCAGAACGGGGACACGGUGAUGAGCGAGAGCAGCUUGCACUCGUCCACGGGGGGCCAGCAUCACUACCACUACGACACCCACACCAACACCUAUUACCUGAGGACUUUUGGCCACAACACCAUUGAUGCCGUGCCCAACAUCGAUUUUUACCGGCAGACAGCAGCGCCGCUGGGGGAGAAACUCAUCAGACCCACCCUGUCGGAGCUGCACGACGAGUUGGACAAGGAGCCAUUUGAGGAUGGGUUUGCCAACGGGGAUGAGCUGACCCCGGCUGAGGAGGCUGCCUCUAAAGAAGCAGCCGAGUCCAAAGGAGUGGUGAAGUUUGGCUGGGUUAAGGGGGUGCUGGUCCGCUGCAUGUUGAACAUUUGGGGUGUGAUGCUCUUCAUUCGCAUGUCAUGGAUCGUGGGUCAGGCUGGAAUUGCUCUCGCCUGUUUGAUUGUUGCCAUGGCUACCGUAGUGACAACCAUCACCGGCCUCUCCACCUCUGCCAUCGCCACCAACGGAUUUGUACGAGGAGGUGGAGCAUAUUACCUGAUUUCGAGGAGUCUGGGUCCAGAGUUUGGAGGAUCUAUUGGUCUGAUCUUUGCCUUUGCCAAUGCAGUGGCUGUAGCCAUGUAUGUGGUGGGCUUUGCUGAAACUGUUGUGCAGCUUCUUGCCGGUGUAGACGCACUUAUGACAGAUCAGGACAACGAUAUCCGCAUCAUCGGCACCAUCACUGUAAUCCUUCUCCUGGGCAUCUCCGUGGCAGGAAUGGAAUGGGAGGCCAAGGCCCAGAUAUUCUUGCUCAUCGUCCUCAUCACCGCCAUCAUCAACUACUUCAUCGGAAGCUUCAUUCCUGUCACGACAAAGGAAGCUCAGGGCUUCUUUGGCUAUGACGGUAAAAUCAUGUGGGAAAACAUGGGUCCUGACUUCCGAGGCCAGGAGACGUUCUUCUCCGUCUUCGCCAUCUUCUUCCCUGCAGCCACUGGUAUUCUGGCCGGAGCCAACAUUUCAGGAGACCUUGCUGAUCCACAGCUGGCCAUUCCCAGAGGAACCCUUCUGGCCAUAGUGAUCACAGGAAUAGUCUACCUGGGUGUUGCUAUUUCAACAGGCUCCUGCAUUGUGAGAGACGCCACUGGAAAUGCGAAUGACACGCUCAGUGCUCAGUUCAUGACGAACUGCACCGAUGCCGCCUGCAAAUUUGGCUACGAUUUCUCUUCGUGCAAGAGCGAAAAAGGGGACUGUAAGUUCGGACUCCAAAAUGACUUCCAGGUGAUGAGCAUAGUUUCUGGUUUUGGGCCCAUCAUCACUGCUGGAAUCUUCUCUGCCACUCUGUCCUCAGCUCUGGCCUCUUUAGUCAGCGCCCCUAAAGUUUUUCAGGCGUUAUGUAAGGACAACAUCUACCCCGGCCUGGCCAUGUUCGCCAAAGGCUACGGCAAGAACAACGAGCCCCUCCGAGGCUACAUCCUGACCUUCGGCAUCGCUCUGGCCUUCAUCCUCAUCGCUAAGUUGAACGUAAUCGCCCCCAUCAUCUCCAACUUUUUCUUGGCGUCCUAUGCCUUGAUCAACUUCUCUGUAUUCCACGCCUCACUGGCUAACUCACCAGGAUGGCGUCCCAGCUUCAAAUACUACAACAUGUGGGUUUCUCUCGCUGGAGCGAUUCUGUGCUGCGUGGUGAUGUUUGUCAUCAACUGGUGGGCCGCUCUCCUCACCAACGUCAUCGUUCUGGGUCUUUUUAUCUACGUCAGCUACAAGAAGCCAGAUGUGAACUGGGGCUCGUCGACCCAGGCUCUGACCUACCACCAGGCCCUGACCCACACUCUGCACCUCAGCGGAGUGGAGGACCACAUCAAGAACUUCAGACCCCAGUGUUUGGUGAUGACUGGUUACCCCAACUCUCGUCCAGCUCUUCUGGAUCUGGUCCACAGCUUCACCAAGAACGUAGGCCUGAUGAUCUGUGGUCAUAUUCGCGCGGGUUACAGAAGGCCAAACUUCAAAGAUCUGACAACAGACCAGGCCCGGUACCAGCGCUGGCUACUGAAGAACGAGACCAAGGCCUUCUACACGCCUGUGUUCGCCGAGGACAUGAGGCAGGGUGCACAGUACCUGCUCCAGGCUGCCGGCCUGGGUCGACUCAAGCCGAACACCCUGGUGCUGGGCUUCAAGAACGACUGGAGGGACGGCGACAUGAUGAACGUGGAGACUUACAUCAGUAUGAUCCAUGAUUCCUUUGACUUCCAGUUCGGUGCUGUCAUUCUACGACUAAAAGAGGGACUGGAUGUGUCUCAUAUCCAAGGACAAGACGAGCUGCUGUCCAACCAGGAGAAGUCCUCUGGGAUGAAAGAUGUGAUUGUGUCCAUAGACACCAGCAAAGACUCUGACGCAGAUUCAUCCAAGCCGUCCUCCAAGGCCACCAGCCUCCAGAACAGUCCGGCAAUGCAAAAAGAUGACGACGACGACGGCAAAGCUCCAACUCAGCCACUGUUGAAAAAAGACAAGAAGAGCCCGACUGUACCGCUGAAUGUGUCCGACCAGAGGCUGCUGGAGGCCAGCCAGCAGUUCCAGAAGAAACAAGGGAAGGGCACCGUGGACGUCUGGUGGCUGUUUGAUGACGGAGGUCUGACCCUGCUGAUCCCCUACCUGCUGAUCAACAAGAAGAGGUGGAAGGACUGCAAGAUCCGCGUCUUCAUCGGAGGCAAAAUCAACAGGAUUGAUCACGACCGCCGAGCGAUGGCCACUCUGCUGAGCAAGUUCAGGAUAGACUUCUCGGACAUCACCGUGCUGGGAGACAUAAACACCAAGCCCAAGAAGGAGCACGUGUCGGCCUUUGAAGAGAUGAUCGAGCCGUAUCGGCUGAAGGAAGACGACAUGGAGCAGGAGGCGGCUGAGAGGCUGAAGGACAGCGAACCCUGGAGGAUCACUGACAACGAGCUGGAGCUGUACCGCGCCAAGACUAAUCGUCAGAUCAGACUCAACGAGCUGCUGAAGGAGCACUCAAGCACAGCCAACCUCAUCGUCAUGAGUCUGCCAUUGGCCAGGAAAGGCGCGGUGUCCAGCGCUCUGUACAUGGGCUGGCUGGAGGUCUUGUCCAAAGACCUGCCUCCCCUCCUCCUGGUGCGCGGCAACCACCAGAGUGUCCUCACCUUCUACUCUUAAAAAAAACAAACAAACCCAAGUUUUUAAAAUCUCACAUCCACUUCUGCCUCUGGGGGAGCAGACCCACAUACACAUCCCAGUUCCAGUCCAGACCUAAAGGUGCACCACAUACACUCCAGAGACGGUAGAAAACACAGCCACUGACGGAAUCAAUGCUGGUAAUAUGAAUAAAGAUGAAGGAAGUGCUAUUGGUUGAGAUGUGUAAAAGCCCUAAAAAGAGAUAGAGGAAUGUCGGGGUUUGGGUGGGAAAGGGGGGGGGUGGUUGUAAGGUUGCCCACUCUGCUCUUUUUCUUUCUAUUUAUUCCAAGAUGUCUGGGUUUUUUCUCUUGUAGCUCUAGUUUCUUAUAAUUUCCUCAUGACAUUUUUUCAUUUUUGUCGAAGUUGAUUUCUCUCAGGCUCCAAAGCAGUCGUGCACAAUGUUCACAUUGUCGUCCUCAUGAUAUCUUGAUGUCAUACCUAAUCGGACCAGUUGUUUUUGUGUGUUGCAGCAAUAAUCACCCCGUUGUUAUCCUUAAAUAUUGGGAGAGAACCAUGCAGAAUGCUUUGCAAACACCUUCUGAAGCCUUAUGGAUGUGCCUUCCAGUUAAAAAUCAGAUGAAAUAAUUAUAAUCUCUAUCCAGAUUGACAAUAUUACUUAUGAUAUUAGUGGAUACUAGUUAGUUUUAUUGAGUUUUUAAAUGUGAUUCCUUCUUAGUUGGAGCGUUGUAUUUAUGCGAGUGGAUUGCAUGAAUUUAAUGAAGGGUGUCCACUUGAUUGCAUGAAGACUUACUCUGUCAUUUCUUUUCUCUUUUUACCCUAAUCAAUAUGUUUUAUUUUGGGCCAUAGCGUUUUUAUUUUGUAUUCACUUUUGAGUCUUCCUUUUUAAAACUGUUUUACGAUAGCCUCAGCUAGUCGACACGAGACACGGUUUAUCUUUUAGGCAACGGCGCCUAAAAAUAAUGUUUAUAAGGGUCUUAAAUUUAAGAUCUUCUUGUUUUGUCAGAAAAGAUGUGAACCUAGUUUUCCAAUCAUUGUCAAUGUGGAAAGACUAUCUCUGCUGAUUGACUAAAUUAAGUCUUUCUUUCAACAACGUUUUGUGUUUCUGUGUCCACAUGUACGGUUCUUCCCCUGAAAAAAAAGAAAAAAGAAACUGCGCUACCCAACAAGCUAGCUAAAACCUUGCCUUAAUGCUAGAACUAACGAUUGUCAUGAUUAUCUCUUAUAAGCCAUACUGGCUGGACGGUUUGUGGGUAAAUGCAGAUAGCGAUCCAUUGGUUACAUGUUAUGAGAAGUGUUUUCAGCACAAUUGUCUUCUUUACUGUAUAUGCAUCUUAAUUUUCCAUCCCAUAGUCCACCUGCAUUAGUCUGUUACUUUGCUUACUGUAGGCCUGCGUGUUCGCUGGCGAAGUGGUCAAUCAACACAUGUAAACAUAUUCCACUUUUGCCAGCUAGUUAGCGCCACAGUAGACUUGGAGUUUUGCACUCACGCACGCCUGUCUGGCUGCUUGUUUGCCAUCUGCUGGUCUCCCAUUCCUACGAAAGCCUACAGUACAUGGGCACUGAGAAUGAACGACACACAAGCUUCACACUGGAAGACUUGCUGGCAGGAAGAAUGUGACAGUAGAAUGUGUCGAGGCUGAGUGAAGAUAUACCUCUAUGCAUAUGAGCUUGUGUUGCGUAAGUACUUGUAAUAAAAGUCCGUGUCCAUGUAAAAGGAUCUACUCUCCUCAGUUCAUAUAUAAAGGGCAAGUUAGGCGCUGGCUUGUAGCCUUUUAAGGGUACCAAGAAAAAGCCAUGUAUAGACCAUUUCAUCAUUUUAAACACUGAUGUUCUAAAUAAGGUCACAGAGAGUAUUGACUCGGCCAGGGGGUGUUGAUUAUUUUCAGAUAACCACACAGCUCUGACGUAGUUAACUGGUUUAGCUGUAAUUUUUGGAGUGGUAAAGUUGCAUUUAUUCUAAAGGUGCUUUCAGACUGAAUGCAGAGUGAAUUUUGGAAGCUCCAACAUCGCUUGUAAAAAUCAAUGGAUGCAAAUUCACGCCUGGGCAGCCCAGAUUUAGGCACAUCGGAGUGAGUCAAAGGGGACAUAUCAUGCUCAUUUUUAGGUUCAUACUUGUAUUUUGGGUUUCUACUAGAACAUGUUUACAUGCUUUAAUGUUCAAAAAACACAUCCUGUCUGUCUGACUAUACCUGUAUUCACCCUCCGUCUGACAUGCUCCGUUUUUAAGCACCUGUCUCUUUAAGAAACCUCCUCUCGAAAAAGCCCAGUUUGCUCUGAUUGGCUUGAGAGAAAUGUGACAUAGGAAGGGGAGCCAAAUCUGAAUGGCUUGUUGAAUUACAUGUUUUCUGAUCGAGACAGACCACAAAAAAAACGGACUUAUUUCACAGUUUGUGGGUCGGUAGGCGCUCCAGAUUACCCAAAUGUACUGUAUGUGCACAAGCACUGAAAAAGUGAGUUUUGUCAUGAUAUGUCCCCUUUAAAAAUGUUUCAACAUGUGGGGAAAAAAAAAAAAUCAUGCUUAUCCCAAAGAGUUCCAAUUCAUGAAAAUAGGGAGACAAGCAAACUACAAGUUGAGUCGUUAGAAAAAUAAAGAAUUAACAGGAAGUCGCUGGUAAGUUUUGAAAUCCGAGAUGAUGGCUAGCUUACAUUGAACCGCUGUGCAGUCAAAACAUGGACUAUUGAAACACUUUAGUAGAAGAAUUUGCACAUUAGUGCUCAGUCUGAACACCUUAAGGUUGGCUUACACACACAAAUGUUCUAUUUCAGUGCAUUGCCCUGAAAAAUUAAUUUGAAUUGCGGACAACAUAAGAGUCCGUGGUAUAAGCAGGAUAACGUUUGGCUAGAUUUAUCAAAAAAUAACUGCACAGCUCACUGUAAAUUAUCCCAUACUUCCACUUUAACGUCAGCCGUUACCAGGAGCGUGAACUGUAACAGAAGAAAAGCUUUAUUAUGGCGACUGGGGGGGUUUAUUGAUUUAGAAACUGCCACAAUGGAAUAAAACAGGGUUCUCUUUUCUUCUAAUGUACUUUUUUCCCCUCUGCAUUUCCCCCCAGAAAUUAGCAUUUAGCUUGUUACUUUCAUGUACUCUGUCCUUUAACUGUAUGCAAUUUCAAAAGAGGAUUGUGACACAAUGCUUAUAGCUUAGUUGAAUGUACUGUAUAAUAAUGAAAACACUACCGCUAGGAGUUAGCAUACAUAGUCGCCCUUUUGUUUCCCCAUCAUGUAUAUGAACUCUUUUCCAUGCAUCGAUUGCUGUUGGUGCAGUGUACUGUGUGUCAGCUUCGUUGUGCCGUUAGCGCUCAUACGACUGUAUCACUCAUCACUAUGUGCUUCACCUGCAGAAUGUGUAGGCCAGGACUUUGAUAUACAUACUGUAUGUAUGUAUGCAUAUGUGUGAUGUGAGGAGAGGUUGUUUUUUAGUGCGUUCAGCACAUACACAUGAACUAUAUACACACUCACCAGUGUAUUUAAUAUACCCUGAGUACUUUUAAAGUAUGUGGAAAAAGCAUGUACUGGGUGAGGAAGUGUAAUCCAUUUGAUUGAAGGCACAGUCAAAGACGAGGUCUGCUUAUGUUAUAGCAUGCAACAGCGUCCCCCAAAUGCCCAAAUAUCGUCCCAGCUCGCUGUUAGUAGAGGUUUUUGGCUGUGAAAAACCUUCCUUAACAUGUCAUGCAUAGAACUUUUCACAAGAAGAAACACAGUCCAAGAUAGACCAGAGGAUAAUUAAAUUAAAUCCGACCCAAAAUGUGGUCGACCCAAUCAUCUGUUCAGACAUUAGACGUGCGGAUCAAGCAGAUCGGGACUCUGCCCGAUCCAAUUCGAUUCAAUUUUGACCUUGGUUUCAAGGAACCAAGUGGACCUGUACAUGUAUUUUACUGUUUGUUAUGGGUUUAAUAAUGACAUAACUAAGUAUACUUGACCCCAAACUAGGAUAUCUCUACCUCUGCUGCUUUAUAUCCAUUUUUAAAAAAUCUGUUCCUCGCAAAUGACCUGACUUUAUGAAACACUAAAUCACUGCAGUGCCGCUUUAAGUGGCAUUUGCAGAGUUACAGUGUGACGUCUGUCGAUAUCGCAUCAUUUCCUGUUGGUACAUAUUGAUCUCUUGUAUAGUAACUGCUAAAACAACAUUUGGGGGCGCUGUUGUGCACUAUAACAAAAUCAAGGAGUGUGUCUUUUAAACUCCAUUCAUUUCAGUUCUGCUGUGAAGCACUCCCUUACUGUUACAGAGCAACAAUAUUACAAUACAAGAACACGGGUUACUCUAUAUUUGUAUAUUAAAGAAUCUAUAUAUAUGCCUAUAUAAACUCACAUAUAUAAAUGUAUUAGUCUGACCUGGAGGGGAUCUUUUUGUCUUUGAUAUGUCACAUUAAACAAAAAUGACCUCCUGUCAUCAUUUUACUACCAAAUAAUAGUGUUUGUGUGUGACUUCAUUUAUCUCCCGUUAGAUUUGACGAUGUUCUACUGAAGAAAACCAAAUGUCACCUGUACUCAUAUGUCCGCCACCACGUCAUCAUUUGACUGAAUCAUUGUAUGUGUUUUUUUUUUUUUUUGCCAAAGUCCCCUCCUUCCUCUCCAGUCUCCAUCCGUCAUGUGUCGAGCCAUGACGAUGGAUGAUGUUGUCCACACUGCAAACUAACCUGUAAAUAAACUUCAUAGUCUGAUGGCAUACAUUAGGGGAGUGGAAUACUUAUGUCAAAUUUCAACAUGGAGAAAGAUAUUUAUUUUAGUUCAGGAUUUUCUCCACUUUUUUUUCUUUUUGGUAUAUUUUUGGUUUUGGUUGUAAGUUAAUUUGCAUGUUUUUUUUUUCUUUUAUGAGUUUGUUGCCUUUUGAUUUUAGCAAAUUGUGUCUUUUUUCUCUUUUGGAGUCUGUGUAUUUCUAUCUUUUCGAUGCCUUUUCUUCAAAAGACAUCGCGUCAAAAGCAGAUCAAACCUGUUUUCUCCUGUUUUCACACAAACAAAUGUGGAUGGAAUCGACCCAGCCGGUUGAAGCAGUAAUGUUUUGAUACACUGUACUGUUAACAGUCACAGAUAUGCUUUUUCUAACAUUUUAACAUUUAUGAUUACCAAUACUUUGUACAUCUUUAUUGCAAUAAAUAAAUCAAAUGAAAUCA